AUGAUUGCCCCUGCGGUCUCUACCAUCGGAGCUGGGCUCAGCGGACUGGCCCUCGGAUUGAGUCUGAAAAGUAAAGGCAUUUCAGGCAAGAUCUAUGACCUUGCACCUGGUAUCCCGCGAUUCAAUUACGGAAUUACGCUACAUGCCUCUACCUAUCGUCCACUCCUGGGUCUUCUCAAGAUGGAUGAAGCUACCUUUCGGAAGGAGACCGCUGUCGACGGGGCACGGGGGGAACCGGUCAUCUGGAAGGACCGAACCCAUCUGGUCAAAUUCGAGCGCGGCCUCGGCUUUAAGACAAGAUGUCUUGCCGGAUGCGAUGGAAUCAACUCAUCCGUGUCGCGGUCACUGAUGCAUAAGGUGGACGCGGAUGUCCAUCCUUUUGUUGCUUUCAGUGGUAGACGCCGCGUGCCUACCGACGUGUUUGUCAAGGUGUUUGGGCAAUCUAUGGCGGAAAAUGUCAUGAUUGUGCAUCACAAUGGGGCAGCUCGUCUGGAGAUAACCAUCAGUGAUAUGACCAGCGAAUACGUGAUUCUUGGCUACAUCUAUUCCCGCCAAACUCGGAGCCAAGGAUCAACCAAGGACCCAUUACAUACGCCACUUCGACCAUCACCCGGCGCAAAGUUGACCCCUCCAGCAUUAUACGACGAGAUAGAAGCGCUAGGGAAUCUACCCCAGCCGUUCAACACCAUUUUCCACGCUGAAAGCAUGCGUAAUGAUCGUCUGUUGCAUUGGCUCUUGCGGAGUCGUAGGCCGCAGAUAGAUCAUUCCAAGCAAUUGGCCGACAGAGGCGCAUUUAUCAUCGGCGACGCAGCGCAUGGCGCACCUCUCCUUGGCGGAGAAGGCGCAAACAUGGCUAUCACGGACGGCAUUGAUCUUGCUGAACACAUAGCAAAACGAGGAGUAGACACCGCUGCAGGAUUCUCGAAUUCGAAAUACGAAUCAUGGAUCAAGUUUGUUGACGAAAGUGUGCAGAGGCUGAGAGACAUGCACAAUCCAGGCGGUCGUCGUCAUUGA
Molecule: messenger RNA, 1014 nt
Organism: Bacidia gigantensis
Lineage: Eukaryota; Fungi; Ascomycota; Lecanoromycetes; Lecanorales; Ramalinaceae
Exons: 2
Coding region: 1-1014 (337 amino acids)
Molecular function (GO): FAD binding
Source: RefSeq, a predicted model, not a curated record